This is a messenger RNA of Prunus armeniaca (apricot), 567 nucleotides long. The record is from the annotation of a GenBank genome assembly. NCBI's taxonomy places the organism in Eukaryota, Viridiplantae, Streptophyta, Magnoliopsida, Rosales, Rosaceae.
AUGAUCGUCUUGCCUCUGCCAUGCGCCGCCGGACCACGUGAAGAUCUUCAUCACAGCCUUGUUUGCAAGGCCAGUUCAAUCAGUACAAGGAGGAGAAAUAAUCUUUGUAAGGUUAGUGUAACUUCAACAUACCAACCCAAAAGCCUCUUCCAAGUACUGAUCAAUAAUAACCCAUUUCAAAACGACAACGUUUUGAUCGUCUCCAAUCCCGGGCUAGACAGCAAUAAGAAAGAACAUUGUACAAGAACAUUGGAGAAAGAAGCGGCUUCUUCUAUAAUCCAGAGGCUAGAGGCCUUCGGGGAAAGGGUGAUAGGGUUGGAGAAGAAAAAGUUUAUGAACAAAACCAAAGGAUCGGAACUAUCACAUGAGGAGAGCAUAUUGGUGGAAGAUUUGAGUAGAGAGAUUGUUAACGAGUUCUUGGCCAAACCGAUUGAAUACUUAAGAAGUGGUGAUGGCGACUUGCAGGAAAAGUUAAAGGAGCUCGAGUUUCUUGUGAAUAUUCUUGAAGAAUCAUGUUUGAUUGGGGAGAGAGUACCAAACAUUCUUUCAUGCAAAGCCACCCACUAG